GAAGCACCCGGAUGUAACAACACGCAGUUGUGUGGGCCGCGAAGCCGACAAUGUCACCGGCUCUUUGUUUGGAUCAGAAUCGCGGAUAACGGACUGCCUUUUUUUGUGCUCUUCUUGUCGAUUUUGUUUGCAAAACAUUAGAUUUAAUCAUUCUUAUCAUUUCAAACCCAGGCAGAUUAUUUUUUCACUUUUAUUCCGGAUACAUCUCAGGAUUUUUUUUUUUUAAACCCUGCGCUACUUUUUUUCUUAGUAGCUGAAUCGUUCAGAGAAAAGAAAAGGAAAGGACUAGUCAUCGCUAACUAGUUAACCAAACACUGUCUAGAUAGAGAAUUUAAUAACUAACGAUAUGAUCGUGUUAUGUUGUUAGUUCAUUUUUACACGGCUGUCUAUUCCCCUUUCUUUUGUUUGUUUUGUAUGUAGCUCGGUGGCUAACGGAGUUCCAGCUAGCAUCCUUAGCUAUCUCUCAACCGGGAUUUUGUUGAAAUUCUUUUAAACCGCUUUUCAUUCAUUCAUUUAUUUAUUUAUUUAUUUAUUAACGUAACUAACAUUAAUUUUUUUUUUUGGUCGAAAUGUCAUGCUAGCCAUGUUAUCUUUGCACCCCUUUCCCUGCUUGGUAAAACUAGCAUAGCUGGUGUUAGGUUUAGGCUACGCUGUUUAUUAAUAUUUAUUUAUUUAUGCAUUUAUUUAUUAAUAUUAAUGCUGUUAAUAUUUAUUUGUGUGCUUUGAAGCAUGCAGCUGCGUUAGAGUCCAGCUCGGUUUUAACAUUACAGCAGUUUGUUUAGCGUUAUGUCGACCGAAAGAUCUUACUUUUAGUGUUAUUUCGCAUUUCUGUGAACAGUUCCGUCCAAUCAGAGUUCAGAUUUCAGAUGAAAUAAUAAUAAUUAAUUUUAAAAGUGUUAAAAGUAGAGAGGCACAAGAGCGCUAUUAUGGCCAGGGAUUGGGGCAUGAGGAAGAUUUCAUCAUGGACUAAUUCACUCUUCAUCCUCAGUGUGGUCUUCCUCAAUAAAUCAGUCUGCACUCAGCACGGUGAGAACGUGUAUGUGUCCGGCAUCUCCAAUGCGUGUGGAGACGUGGUAGAGCAGAUCAGGGCCUCCAGCGGUGUGAUCACCAGUCCUGGGUGGCCUUUCGAGUAUCCGUCUCGCAUCAACUGCAGCUGGAACAUCCGAGCAAAUCCUGGAGAAAUCAUCACCAUCAGUUUUCAGGACUUUGAGAUCCAGAGCUCACAUCGCUGUGGUUUGGACUGGAUCUCCAUCGGCACCUACAAGAACCUGGACGGUUACCGAGCAUGCGGUUCGUCCAUCCCGGCUCCGUACAUCUCCUCUCAGGACCACGUGUGGAUUAAAUUCCACUCUGACGACACGCUCACUGGCAAGGGCUUCAGACUCUCUUACAUCACAGGAAAGUCGGAGGAGGCAAGCUGCGAGUCGGAUCAGUUCCACUGUGUGAACGGGAAGUGCAUCCCCCAGUCAUGGAGGUGUAACACGAUGGACGAGUGCGGAGACAAUUCGGACGAGGAGCUGUGCGUGCAUCCCAUCCCUCCUUCCUCUUCUUCGUCCUUCUUCUCCUUCCAGCCAUGCUCUUUCGAUCAGUUCCCCUGCGUCUCACGCUACACCCGAGUCCUCACCUGCCUCCCUUCUUCUCUCCGCUGUGACGGCGCCAUCGACUGCCAGGAUCUGAGCGACGAAAUCGACUGUGUCGCCCCAGCAUGUUCUGAGCUCCGCCUCCAAAAUUUUUAUGGGACUUUUAACUCUCCGAACUACCCGGAUUUCUAUCCUCCAGGGAGCGACUGCACGUGGCUAAUCGAUACUGGAGACCGCCGCAGAGUCGUCUUGCGCUUCCUGGACUUCAAACUGGACGGAACUGGUUACUAUGGAGAUUUUGUAAAAGUCUACGACGGCUUGGAGGCGGAGCCUAGACGCCUCCUUAGGGUCCUGACCGCCCUCGAUUCACGCACAUCUGUCGUAACUAUCAUUUCGUCAUCAGGGCAGCUCCGCGUGCACUUUUACUCAGAUAAGAUCAACACAGCACGAGGAUUUAAUGCUACGUAUCAGGUCGAAGGAUUUUGUUUGCCCUGGGAGAUGCCAUGUGGAGGAAACUGGGGGUGUUACACCGAACAGCAGCGCUGCGAUGGAUACUGGCACUGUGCUAAUGGCAGAGAUGAGCUAAACUGCAGCGGAUGCGGCGAAGACGAGUUCCCGUGCUCGAGAAACGGCGCGUGUUACCCACGAUCUGACCGCUGCAACUAUCAGAACCGCUGCCCCAAUGGCUCGGAUGAGAAGAACUGUGCUUUUUGCCAACCCGGGAACUUCCACUGCAGGAACGGCCGCUGCGUGUUCGAGAGCUGGGUGUGUGACGCACAGGACGACUGCGGUGAUGCCAGCGACGAGGACGCGUGCCCUGUCGCCGUGCCAACACGCGUCAUUGCAGCCGCAGUUAUUGGCAGCCUGGUGUGCGGCCUGCUGCUCGUCAUCGCGCUCGGCUGCACCUGCAAACUCUACUCCCUCAGGAGCUUCGAGCGCAGGUCGUUUGAGACGCAGUUGUCCAGAGUUGAGGCGGAGUUACUGAGGAGAGAAGCUCCGCCCUCAUAUGGCCAGCUUAUUGCUCAGGGUUUAAUCCCCCCUGUGGAGGAUUUCCCAGUCUGUUCUGGCAAUCAGGCUUCCGUGUUGGAGAAUCUCCGGCUGGCCGUUCGCUCUCAGCUCGGCUUCACCUCCAUCCGCCUCCCUUCAUCUGGUCGCCAUGGUAACGUCUGGCGCCGGCUCUUCAACUUCACACGCUCUCGCCACUCCGCCUCUUUAGCACUGGUGUCCUCUGGAGCAGGUGUGGAGUCGGAUUCAGGAAGCGGGGCUAACGGCGUUGGAAGCUCCGCCCACAUUUCGGAGCGUCUGGACUCAGACGACUCGGAGAGCGAGCAGCAGGGUGCGGUGGGCGGAGCAUCGGCUUCUCUUCUGCCUCAUAAAACCCCUCCUGCUGCCACCGUCGUGUCCGUUUCCGCGAGUGCCGCCCCACAAGCUGUCGCCGAGAGCGACGAAAUAGUGGUCCCUCCUCCUAAUGGACGGGGCUCGUUUGUGGCUCGUGGGCUACGCUGGGUCCGAAUGUCCCUCGGAUCUCGUUUUGCGCAGCAGAACCGAAGCCCUCUCAGGCAGAUGCAGAACGGAACAACGGGCGAAGAAGACGACGACGAAGAUGUCGAGCUCCUCGUUCCUUUAACCGACACCUCGGAGGCACCCUCCGCCGCUCCCUCGCUCCGAGGCAGGCCGGCGAUUCGGGACGGGCCCUGCGAACACUGCAGGAUAGUUCACACGGCUCAGAUUCCCGACGCCUGCUUAGAGGCCACGACUAGAACAGAAACCAGCGACGACGAUUCUCUUUUGCUUUGUUAAUCCUCAGUUCAACCCGCUUUGCCUUCGCUUCCUCACUCUCCCUAGCAAGGGAAAGUCUGAAUGUUUUUGGACACCUGCCCUUACCCGUGACCUUUCCAAGAGCUUCAGAUGACGCAGUUCUGGUGACGCUGUCUCCCCUCCACUGUGCAGUUUCCCGUCUCUGGUUUCGCUUAAGCGGUUAAAGUGGUUGUUCGGUGGUUAAGAUGACCGGAUGGUUUUAUUUCGAAUCCCAAGACUGACACAGGGCCACUAACCCAUUAACCCCUUAACUGUUCAGCCGUAAGCUUGGAUUGAUUUACGCCUCACUGGUAUGACAUCUGCCAAAUAGGUUGGUUUUUUGACCUUUUCCUGCAGAGGGAAAGGGUUUGGGAUAUACCCUCGGCAGAAUGGGAGAGAAAACCUAAUGGGAGAAAAAAGAGCUUCUUACAGUUUGCGAGAGCUUUUAAACACACACUGGUACUUGAGGAAACUAGACUGUUCGGACGCUUCAGGAGGUCAGUUGAGUAUCGAAUCUGAAUCUGAUGUCAUCGGAAAGGUACAUAAUUAUCCAGACGGUACGUUACAGGUGAGCUGCCAGAGCUCUUCGGUCAGAUCUAAAGGCAUAGUGAGAUUUUUUUGCAGUUAGAGCAGAUUAUUUAUAACGCAGUGUGAAUUAAGGAGUGACUAUUUUUAAGGAUGUUACGUUCUAUAACAGCCACCAAUGUUGUGUUGUAUUUAUUGUUUCUUUACUGCUUAAUGUUUUGGUACUGAAAACUCGUAUGGGAGAGUGUGUGUGUGUGUGUGUGUGUGUGUGUGUGUGUGUAUUUAUUACUGGUUUUAAUUUCAGUAGUGGUUACUUGAGAAGCAUGUGACAUUGUCUUGUGCUUUUUUGCUUUUUCUUUUUCUAAAAGUGAUUAUUGUGUACGAAGGUAAAUGUAUAUAAAUAUGCGUAACUGGUUACUGCAUUAAAGAAUAAAGUAUUCCAUCCCAUGUCAGUUUACGCAGCAUCAUUAAACGCAAAUGUGUGUGUGUUCUGUUUAGUAUUUUUGUGCUGAUGUGAUGCUAGAGAGCAGAUGGAUAUUUACACACAAACACUUUGCAUUAGAAAACGUACCUUUUGCCUACAUUCCAAGUAUUUUGUCUUUAUUCUGUCUAACUAUUUGAGACUUUUAUUUAUUUAAGCAGUUUGUUGUACGUUAUGUUAUAUUCAUGUGUAAUGUUGAACGCCCACAAAACAAAUUGGUUUACACUCUCAUUCAUGUUCUAACAUAUAUAAAGUCACCAGCCUUCUUUCUUUCAAACAAAAAACACAACCUUCAGAAACCUCUUCUCUUUUGUAAAGAUUUUCCCUGGUUGAAAAUCCUAACACCUUUCCAUACACGUUAAAUAAACGUCU
Hemibagrus wyckioides is the source of this 4755-nucleotide messenger RNA. It is a transcript of the gene lrp12, whose product is annotated as low density lipoprotein receptor-related protein 12. Gene Ontology annotation, cellular component: plasma membrane. Lineage: Eukaryota; Metazoa; Chordata; Actinopteri; Siluriformes; Bagridae. The record is from RefSeq and is a predicted model, not a curated record. The transcript has 7 exons. Gene Ontology annotation, molecular function: protein binding; low-density lipoprotein particle receptor activity. Bases 927 to 3380 code for a protein of 817 amino acids.